Durio zibethinus is the source of this 1439-nucleotide messenger RNA. Its product is annotated as SWIM zinc finger family protein / mitogen-activated protein kinase kinase kinase (MAPKKK)-like protein. The record is from RefSeq and is a predicted model, not a curated record. Lineage: Eukaryota; Viridiplantae; Streptophyta; Magnoliopsida; Malvales; Malvaceae. Gene Ontology annotation, molecular function: zinc ion binding; ubiquitin protein ligase activity.
UACCCUCUAUUCAACCUAGCCUUUUUAACCAUUUCAUGCCUCAACUUGCCUGAUAAUCAACCUUAGACUCAUGACUUUAAUAACCUUUAGCCGUAUAGCUAGGCUCGUAUGUAGCACCCCCGUCGCCACCAAGUUAAGGUUUCCCAAUUCGCGUCUUCGCACUAUUUCCCCAACCAUCCCGCUAUUCCUCUCGUGUCCUUCAAUUUUGCCCAAAGAAUCUCAGCCAAAAGUCUCUAACAAAUACGCGAAUCUUUCUCUUAAAAUGGCACAUUUCAAGUACUCCAUCCCAUCUUCAGUUUUCUAUAACCCAUUAUGGACCCCGCUCCUAGUUCAUCAUCAACAAUUACAACCCCACCAAACCACCUCCACCACAACAGGCCACAUCACCGGUUCAAACCAACCCAACCCUUCACCGAUCGGAUAGCCCGAGCGCUCCGUCACCCGCUCUUCCUCCUCCACAGAUCCGAUUCCAACUUCUUUAUCUUAGGUGCCACAGGAAAUGUUUACACCGUUACGUUAUGUUCAACCCCUUCAUGCACCUGCCCUGACCGUACAACCCCAUGCAAGCACAUCUUAUUUGUUCUAAUCCGAGUAUUGGGUGUCUCAAUCGACGACAUUUGUCUCCGCAGGAGGACUCUAAGGCCAUGUCGACUGAACCGCCUUCUCGGCACGCCAACGUUGCCUGGAGCACUAGCGGGGGCUAGCCUACGUGAGAGGUUCCAUCAGCUUUUCUCUGAGGCAAAGAAGCAAGGUGGGUCAGGAUCUGGAGCUAAGGAGAUGGAAUUAGAAGGAGCGGUGUGUCCUGUUUGCUUAGAGGAAAUGGAGAAAGGAGAGAAAGUGGUGGCUUGUUCUACAUGUCGAAACCUGAUUCAUGAAGAAUGCUUGAUGAGAUGGAAGAGAAGCAGAGGGAGGAGGUCGGCUACUUGUGUGAUUUGUCGUGCAAGAUGGAGCACUGAUCAAGAGAAGUAUCUGAAUUUGGCAGCUUAUAUCGGCCAAGACCAGGCUGGUGGUGGCCUAUGUGCUGGAUAAAUCGUGUUUCAUUCUAAAUUACUUUGGGUUGGAUUUAUUUGGAAAGUUAGGAUUACAAAUGUUGAUGUUAUGAACAGAUUUGCUUAAUUAAUUUUAUAUAUCAUAGAUAUUGUAAAUGUUAAAUUCAUUUUAAAUUAGAGUACAGCUUAAUUAUUGUUUGGAAAUCAUUAAAAAAAAAAAAAAACUUAAACAUUAUUGGACUCAAUAUAUGGUAAGGAUUAUAUGUAUCUUCCAUUCCAAGAGUCCAAGUUUAAACCAUCUUUAUUUAAUUGAAAAUUUAAAAUAAUAUAUCAUAUCUCAAAAUAUAUUUUAUUAUUAAUUACCCAAUUCCUUAGGAGGAAGCAUAAAAAUUUACAAACAAGAUCAUUAGUAUGUAUCUUCAAAACAUUUUCUAGAAAAAUACACAUGAA